GGGGUAGUGCAAAAAAACCAAAAAAGCCCGCUCUCCCUAAACCACCCAUGUGGACCAAGCAGCUUUUGCCACUCGGACUCUUCCUUCAUUCCGUCCUCGUCAUCCCUUUGACAGAAAGCAAAGGGAAAAGAAAUGUCCUUCAUGACUACAGAAAAACAGCUGAUACCUCAUUAAUGAGAAUAGACAAGACACUGAAAGUGAAAACUAAGCUCCUAAUCACCACAGAACAGUGUGCCAAGAGAUGCAACAGAAAUAAAGGACUUUCAUUCUCAUGCAAGGCUUUUGCAUUUGAUAAAUCUACGAAACGCUGUCAUUGGUUAUCCUUUACUAGCCUAGAAAAUGGAGUGCGGAGCAAGCAAGACAACACAUUUGAUCUCUAUGAAAAGAAAGACUAUGUUAGAAAUUGUAUUGUUGGUAAAGGAGCAAGUUAUAAAGGAACCAUAUCAGUCACAAAAACUGGCAUCCGGUGUCAGGCAUGGAAUUCUGCAAUACCUCACGAACACAGCUUUUUGCCUUCGAGCUAUCGAGGUAAAGAUCUUCGGGAAAACUACUGCCGGAACCCCAGAGGAGAAGAAGGCGGGCCCUGGUGUUUUACAAGCAAUCCAGCAAUACGUCAUGAAGUUUGUGACGUUCCUCUCUGUUCAGAAGUUGAAUGCAUGGCAUGCAAUGGGGAAAGCUAUAGAGGCCCAAUGGACCACACAGAAACUGGCAAGGAAUGUCAACGCUGGGACCUUCAGAGACCACACAGCCACCAAUAUCGUCCAGAGAGAUACCCUGACAAAGGCCUUGAUGAUAAUUAUUGCCGCAAUCCGGAUGGUAAGCAGAGGCUGUGGUGUUACACUCUUGACCCAAACACCGAAUGGGAGUAUUGCUCAGUUAAAACGUGUGCUCAGGAUGUGAGGAACAAUUCAGCAGUAAUUGAAACAACGGAGUGCAUCCGAGGACAAGGAGAGGGUUACCGUGGUACUGUGAGCACCAUAUGGAGUGGGAUUGAAUGCCAGCGCUGGGACUCCCAGACUCCUCAUCAACACAACACAACACCAGAGAACUUUAAAUGCAAGGACUUAAGAGAGAACUACUGCCGAAAUCCAGAUGGAGCUGAGGCACCCUGGUGUUUUACAACGAACCCAAGCAUUCGUAUCGAGUAUUGCUCUCAAAUCCCGAAAUGUGAUGUGCCAAGUGGGCAAGAUUGCUAUAGAGGAAAUGGGGCAAAUUACAUGGGAAAUCUAGCCCAGACACGGUUUCACCUAACUUGCUCUACGUGGGAUGAAAACAUUCAAGAUUUGAGGAGGCAUUUGCCAUUAUAUAGAGAGCCAGAUACUAGGAAGCUGAAGAAAAAUUACUGCCGCAAUCCAGAUGAUGAUGCUCAUGGUCCCUGGUGCUACACAAGCGAUCCCCAGGUCCCCUGGGACUACUGCUCCAUAUCUAGAUGUGAAGAUGAUACAGUUCCUAUGAUAAGCAAUUUAGACCUCAGUGUCAUUUCUUGUGCCUCAACUAAACAACUGAGAGUUGUUAAUGGAAUCCCAACUCAACCUGACAAAGGAUGGAUGGUUAGUUUAAAAGACAGCAGAGGCAGACAUUUCUGUGGUGGUUCAUUAGUAAAGGAAGACUGGGUCCUGACAGCAAAGCAGUGUUUUCCUUCUCGGUACAAUCUCAAAGACUAUCAGGCUUGGCUUGGAAUACAUAAUGUUGAAAGAGCGCAUGAAGAGGAGCAUAAACAAGUUCUAAAUAUCUCCCAGCUGGUGUAUGGCCCUAAAGGAUCAGAUCUAGUAUUGCUGAAACUUUCCAGGCCAGCAGUAAGCAGUGAAGCUGUGGCUAUUAUCAGGUGGCCAAUUUCUGGAUGUACCAUUCCAGAAGGCACCAUCUGCAGUGUUUAUGGAUGGGGACACACAGGAAGCACCACUUUUGAUGGGCAACUUCAAGAAGCAAAUAUGAUCAUUGUCGGAAAUGAGCGUUGCAAUCAGGAUUUUGGAGGAAGUGUAGUCAUGAAAGAGUCAGAAAUGUGUGCUCGGGCAGAGAGCAUUGGUAGUGGAACUUGUGAGCGAGAUUAUGGCGGUCCGUUGGUCUGUGAACAAAACAGAAUUAAAAUAGUAGUGGGAGUGAUCAUUCCUGGGCGUGGAUGUGCAAUUCCAGAACGACCUGGGAUUUUUGUCAGGGUGGCCUUCUACUCCAAAUGGAUACAUAAAAUCUUAAUGACAUACAGAUCAUAGCUGAAUAUUCCAGCCAAGAAAGCCAAUUCCAAUUGUGGGAACCCUUUGGAAAAUAUGAAAUGGAAGAGUAAUAAAAAAAAAUCCUUGUUUCUUUAAAAACAACAUCAAUCAAGUACUACUUGAUAGUCAAGUUUUGCAGAUAUUUAUGGAUAUUUCUGUCAUAUGUUCUGUCUUUUGGUGCGUUGUAUGGUGAACUGUGGUAUAAGCAAGUAUGGUGACUUACUUCCUGAAGAUACUUGAAUGGGAAAACAAAACUGCAAAAUAUGUUUGCUGGAUGAGGAUGUGUUCUGUGGAAUUAGAAUGUCCAAUUUCUCAUAUGCUGCUGGUUAGGUCCGCUUGUUGAUGAGACAUUAACACAAUUUGACAGUUACCAAAAAAAAAAAAAAAUCUUACCUAUAUAAGCCUCUUAAUCCUUUGCUAAGGCAGUGAAAAAUGUAUGCACCAGCCAGAAAUGAUGCUGCUCUCUAGUAAAAGCUACAUUUAAUAGUAUUUUAAUCCCAUUUAUAAAGGUUGCUUGGAUUUAUAACCCAAUUUAGCAAACUACUUUACUUGGUGGUAGGGGGAGUCACUUGCAUAAAUUGUUUAUGACAUUUGAUGGUAUAUUAUUCGCUGCUGUUUUGGACUGUGGAAGCAACCUCCUAAAUUAAUGGAGAUACCUAGAAGAUAGUUGAUAAUGAUCUAUAAGCCAUUAUUACUAUGGUAUUUUCGAACUAGCUAGUUUUUGUGUGUGCACACUUACAAUAAAGUACAAUCUAGAAGAUUCCAGGAAUGGAUUCCAACAUGCAUAUGGUAGACCCUUUUUACUAGUGCAUGAGCUGGGAUCCAACACAAUGUGCAGCUAGUUCUGUGUGCCCAAGGUGAGUUCUGAUGUGUCCCUUGAAUGCCGGCCCACAAAAUCAUGUAGCAAAUAACUUUGAAACUGAAGGAUCUUUCAAAAAAGCAGUUUUGUGCUAUAGCAUGAAGAGGUGGAAGGUCUCCUUUUCAAAGGGGAAAAAAGGCACAAAUCCAACUGAAGAUGCCUAAAACAGCUCUUGGGAUAACAGCCAUAUUGUUUGGGUUAGAACAAUAUGGCAGAACUUGCUCCCAGUUGUUCUACUCUACAUCUUUAACAAUUUAUUAAGGGAGGAACUACAAGUUUCACCUCUGCCACAUGUUUUUUAAACUCUGCCAUUGCUUCUCCUCUACAAAAUGCAGCUCUCUGCAGAAAAGUCUUGAAGGCUGCUUAAUGCUUACCAGUGUUCCCUCCUACAACUUCCCUCCAUUGUAGUUUUCCUCCAAUCUCCAACCAGGGUUCCAGAUAUGUGUUUGUGUCAGAAAAUGAGUCAAGAGCCUGGGGUGGGGGCAAAGCAGAUGGUAGGCGACAGUUUUAUACAUUUAAUCAUACAGCAAUAGGUACGUAAACUUUAAUUUGGUAGUAGGAAUUGCAUACUGCAUUAAAAGCCUAUAUUUGACAUACCUGUAAAAUUCAAGCAAGGUAAGAAUGCUUGCAUAUUGUUGGAUUUUAGGAAUAUCAGGUUAAAUCCUUUGGGUUGUAUUCUGUGUUAGUCCCAUUCAUUUCAAUGGCUUUAUUCUAAGUAGAAUGAAUACAACCCACACUCUUGCAGUUAUGUGCUUGAUGUUCAAAGCAAUGAUGAAGCAUAUAAACUCUAUUUAGUAAAAAUAUAUGGGUUAGCAUAGCUGGACCCUUUUUACACAAACUUACAUCAGGGUCAUAACUCCUGGUAUACUCUUAGGCCUCAGCUAGACGAGGGGGAUUUUAUGAUCGCAAGAUCGUCGGCCUGUUUUACAUGCAGUGUGCGACAUCGCGGCCGCCAUUUUUUCUUUUAAAGAACACGGAGCGCAUGAGCGUUCGUGUGCAGAAGGUAAGUGUUUUGUUUUGUUUUGUUUUUUUAAAAAUUCCCCGCUCCCCCCACCGGAGCUCUGUGCCCUGUGUGCAGCUCACGGUUCCUCACUAGGAGCCAGGACAAACCGCGAUGCCCGGCCACACGUUCCGUGGUCUCGGGAUCAGCCCGGGACCACAGCAAAACCGGGCUAGAAGGGUAGGGCAAAAUCCCGGGGAAAGGGAGGGAUCAUCCCUCCCUGCUCCCGGGAUCUCCUGUGCGUCAUCUGGAUGCACAGGGAUGAUCACGGGGCAAUCCCCGGGAUAAGCCCUCGUCUAGCUAUGGCCCAAAUCAGUCUUCCCCAACUUGGUGCCUUCCAGCUGUGUUGGAAUAUAACUCCUAUCCUCUCCUGCCAGCAUGGUCAUUUACUGCCGGUCCUGUGUUUGCUUGGUUUUCUAGAGGAUGAAUAUAAAUUAAAAUUAAUAAAUGCAUAUUAAUUAAAGCAUAUUUCUUAUUAAUAGUUGCCGCUCAUUUAAAAUGCUAGGUUCCAAUUUUAUGAAAAAUGAAUGUGUGUCUUAUCCAUGGUAAGCAGUAAAUCCCUUUUAAAGAAUGGAAUUAUAGAGCGCAUAAAGCUUUACAUUUACUGUGCUAUAUGCAGCUUUGUAAGAUCAGAGUAUUUAAUGUGUGGAUUCUCACCAAAGGGCUGCAGGAUAUUUGUUUGUACCUUCUAAAUUGAUUAAACUCCCUGGUCCCAUAGUUAGGCAUACCUGCAAUAUGCAGCUUUUAUUGUUUGUUCUGCUGAGUUUCCUGUUAUUUACAACCCAACUGUGGACGAUUGUGCCAAGUAUUGGAUACCCAGCCUUGUGCCAAAAAGGCAGAGGACUGUUUCCCAUAUGACAUAUAUUACAUUCUGAUUGUCACCAAGUGUGUACUGAAAGAGAGCCACAUUUAACUCUGGUUCUCUGGCAAGUGUACCUAUACGAUAAGUUGCAUUCACAUGUUAAAUAAAUCUUGAGUGUACACCUGAAGUUGCAUUCACAUGUUAAAUAAAUCUUGAGUGUACACCUGAAAAACACAAUGUGUGAGGCCAGCCUUAUUUGCCAUUACAUUAUAGCUCCAUAGUAUCAACCAAGUAGACAAAAAUGUACCGUGAACUGUGUAAGUCUUUUAUAUACUUAUCCUUUUUUUCAAAAGGCUUUAUAAUUAAUUUUUACACAAUUUUUUCAGAACUUCUAAUAGAAAUAAUGAAUUAAGAAAAAAACUGCAUGUUCAAGUCAACAAUAGGGUAUGAGUUAUGAAAUUAUAAUUUCCAGCUGUGGCACACACUGUAGUGUUGACAUGCAUUUUCAAGGCUUACAUUCUUAAACUGCGGUCUAACCCUACUCAAGCUGACCCAUAACUCAUGUAACCAAGGUUCUUGGAUUUAACCAAUUUAACUCGGUUAAACGUAAGGUAGCUGGAUCUAUAGAAAACCAUUUUCUUCGGUUUUCAUAGGGUUAUGGCUCAAGCUGUAAGAUAUUUUAAAACAUUAUCCUCUCCCUCUAAAACUGUUUCUAUAUAUAUAUUUGUACCAGAUAACAUGAAUGGAAUACUGAUGUUUAUGAGGCUAUAAAGAAAACGUCAUCCACUUUGCAUUUUUCUCAAGGUUUAUGUACUCUCUGUAUUAUAUGUGCAGGCAUUUUGUAUUACGUACGCAGGCAUUUUGUUCAGUGUAAUAAAAAUGAUUCUAAAAUAUUAUAAACUUCUGCUGUGCAGAAGAAAAUACGAAUAUAUAUUAUAAAAAUAUAUUGGGUUGCGUGUUAGACAAUGUGUAAGGCUAUUAAAAUCAUUUGUUCUGAGCUGAGUCUCAGUAGAAUGAGUUGUACAAAGUUUAUAAUUUAGAACUAAAUACUUCUGUAAACACUUGCCUAUCAGGCCAUCUUUGGGGCUCAUUCACACAGUGAUUUUUUUCUGUCCUAUCUUCUGGUACACAUUCACAUGGAUUGCUUAUGUGGACUAGGCAAUCAUGGAUACACAGAAAUUCCUGGGACUGUAGAGAAACAUUUACAUGUAACAGUGGGAAUAGUAUUGCUUUAGGGAUGAGAUGCAUACUUUAUUGUGCUCCCCUCCAGUCCAGGCAGCUGAGUUCAGCAAACCCCAAGAUACAUGUCGCCUAGAGCCUGUAAUGACUGAUUUGGGUAGAUGAAAGCCAUUCAGGCUUGUGGGCCAGACUAGAUGUGUUAAGGAUCUCCAUGAUAAGAAUCCAAUCCAGGUUUUCUUCUAUUAAUUAGCAGUCCCAUGGGGCUGUUUUGAAAAUCAAGGUGGUGGUUAUUUGUGAGGGUGUUUAAUCUUUUCCCUAGUCUAAAUCCUUCCCUUCGCCAAGCUGCUAUUAUUCUGUGUGGGGAAAACCAAGUACAGCUUCAGGGACCAAAGCAAUUUCAGUUAGUGAAAAGACAUGAACACCUUCUCCCAGAAACACCACUUCCCCAUCUACAAAGUAGCCCCAUGCUCAUUAGUAAAAUAGAAAUCACGUGAGAUUCUAAUCAUUGGUCACCUCAAUCACCUCUAGUUUGGCCGUACAGAUAGUAUUCAAGGUUAGUUUCAUUCCAAUGGUUUUACUCUAAGUAGCACUAACAUUGGAUACAACCUUUUGUAUUUCUGAGUGAGUACCUGAGGAUGUUCAAGAAUGCCGCAACAGAAAAAAAUACUGUGUUAAUCGGCCCUUGGCCUUCUCCUUUUGGUGGUAAUGGAAUCUGAAAGACAAAGGAAGGGAAAUGGAAUGAUAUUUGGCAAAGAAUUUGUGCUUCAUUUAUUCCUGUGAAUAUUUCUUGUUGGUACCCAUGGUACUUUACCAUGCAAGUGUUACAAUUACAGCAUUUGUGCUAAGAAGGACACUGUCAAGAAACUGUGUUGUUCAGUAACAUUUAUUUUCUAUUAAUACCUGGACAACUGGUGGAAAAAUUUAUAAUUGAACAAUCACGUUGCCUCAUCAAUCCUGGCAGUGAAAACUAUGAAGCAGGGUCCAAUUGUGCAUUUUUGUCUCUUACAUGUGCCUAUUUUUGUUUUGUUAGCACAGGCAUUUUUGUUCAAGGUCAAACCCACAAUUGCUUGACACAGAGAUACUUUUUUGUGUAGAAUUUGGAAUGAAACAUGCAGAAGAUAAAAGGUUUAGUGUGAAGGAUUUUUUUGAUUGAUGUUUUAAUGUAAUGCUGUGUUUUUAUAUUUGACCAUGUAUACUGCUUCAGGUGGUGCCUAGGCAGUAGAGAGAAAAAGUUUUAAUAGACUGUAUUGAUCUUUCUAGAAAAAUAAUGACUAUGGGUCAGCUGGUCUGUUUGGAAAUCACUAGAAAGUCAUUGGCAAGACUGUUUGAUGUAUGAUAUAUUUUGCAAUAUCAAUGUGUUCUUUCUUUUCCAUGUUUACUGUUAUAUUAUUGACUCAUAAGUGUUGAUCUGCUGGUGAAAGGAACUAUGUAGUUUCUUUAAACGCAUUAUUGACAGUGUCAGUCUACGUUUACAGUGCUGUAAAUGGAACACAGUUUGACUUUUUCUUCAAUACUUUCCUGUAGAUGCUGCCUGGUGAUGCUACCACUUGGAAACCUUUUGACACUAUGGUUCUGUGACUUUACAAUAAUUCUGUAAUUAAAGGCAUCAUCAGUAGCCAUUAAAGUUGGUAUUUUUGUAUCUUUAUUAUUAAUAAAAUAUUUUAUCAAAAAGCUGAA
Messenger RNA from Elgaria multicarinata webbii, 7727 nucleotides. It is a transcript of the gene HGF, whose product is annotated as hepatocyte growth factor. The coding region runs from base 48 to 2210 and encodes 720 amino acids. Gene Ontology annotation, molecular function: serine-type endopeptidase activity; signaling receptor binding. NCBI's taxonomy places the organism in Eukaryota, Metazoa, Chordata, Lepidosauria, Squamata, Anguidae. The record is from RefSeq and is a predicted model, not a curated record. Gene Ontology annotation, biological process: positive regulation of protein phosphorylation; hepatocyte growth factor receptor signaling pathway; proteolysis. The transcript has 18 exons.